AUGUUCGCUCUCAUCCAGGAGUGUGCGAACAACUACCACCUCGGCCGCAUCUCAUCACCGACAAGGACAGAAGCUUUUGAGAGAACAAACCCAGCCAGCCUUGUGAACAAGUUUGGCAAUGAACAGUUCGCCGUGCCGGUCACCGUCCUGGAGAUGGAGAGCUUGUCGAUCGCGGAUGAGAUUCGAGCCAUUGCGAACACGGAUCUGCUCAUCAGCGCACAUUCCGCGGCCCUCUCCUGGAUGAUGGCCCUGCCUCCUUGCGCGCAGGUCCUCGAGAUUUGUGCAGCUGGGAACUACCAGUUCAUCAACUACGCAAAGCUCGCCGGUGUGGAGCACCACUGUGCUGGCCCCCACAUCGCCUGGGGAACAAAAGGCUUCACGGCCCCGGUGGAUGACAUGGUGAAGCAGGCCCGAGAUGCCAAAGCCAGGCGUGACAAGUGCUUGAAAGAGAUGUGA
Symbiodinium sp. CCMP2592 is the source of this 456-nucleotide messenger RNA. The record is from the annotation of a GenBank genome assembly. NCBI's taxonomy places the organism in Eukaryota, Dinophyceae, Suessiales, Symbiodiniaceae.